CCUGGCUCCCCCGCGAAUGCUCGGAACCCUAGAAUCUCCGUUUCGAGAUUGUUUCGUCUCAACCCAGCACUGUUUCGCAGUGAUCGAUCAACCCCUUCUCAAGACUGGUUAUCCUGCCUGCCCUCUACGUUUCUACUGCUGGGGUUUUCGUGAAUUUUCAAUCCGAACCAUGGGGCGGGCCGAAGAGGUACCUAACAAGUCGGCCAGGUCGGGAGAGGGGUUGCGACAUUACUAUCUCUCGCACAUACACGACCUGCUCCUUCAAUUGCGAGUGAAGACGCACAAUCUGCACCGACUUGAGGCUCAACGCAACGAUCUCAAUUCUAAAGUGCGGAUGUUGAGGGAAGAGCUGCAACUGUUGCAAGAGCCCGGGUCGUAUGUUGGAGAGGUUGUCAAGGUUAUGGGAAAAACCAAAGUUCUCGUGAAGGUGCAUCCAGAGGGCAAGUACGUGGUAGAUCUUGACAAGAGCAUCGAUAUCAAUAAAAUUACUCCUACCACUAGAGUCGCUCUUCGGAAUGACAGUUAUGUUUUACAUUUAAUUCUUCCUAGCAAGGUGGAUCCGUUGGUGAAUCUUAUGAAAGUUGAAAAGGUUCCUGACUCCACGUACGAUAUGAUUGGAGGCCUUGAUCAGCAAAUUAAGGAGAUCAAAGAGGUCAUAGAGCUUCCCAUCAAACACCCAGAGCUUUUCGAGAGUCUGGGCAUUGCUCAACCAAAGGGGGUUUUGUUGUACGGCCCUCCUGGAACUGGAAAGACGCUUCUUGCCCGGGCUGUAGCUCAUCACACAGACUGUACGUUCAUCCGAGUUUCAGGAUCUGAGCUUGUGCAGAAGUACAUUGGUGAAGGUUCACGUAUGGUACGGGAGCUGUUUGUAAUGGCUAGGGAACAUGCACCAUCAAUCAUCUUCAUGGAUGAAAUUGAUAGUAUUGGAUCAGCUCGUGUGGAGUCUGGGAAUGGCAAUGGAGAUAGUGAAGUUCAGCGGACAAUGUUGGAGUUGUUGAAUCAGCUUGAUGGGUUUGAAGCGUCGAACAAGAUUAAGGUUUUGAUGGCAACCAAUCGAAUUGAUAUCUUGGAUCAAGCCCUUUUGCGUCCUGGACGAAUUGACCGGAAGAUCGAGUUCCCCAAUCCAACUGAAGAGUCUCGAUUGGACAUCCUUAAAAUUCAUUCAAGGAAGAUGAACUUAAUGCGAGGUAUUGAUUUGAAGAAGAUUGCUGAAAAGAUGGGAGGCGCAUCUGGAGCUGAGCUUAAGGCUGUGUGCACAGAAGCAGGCAUGUUUGCUCUACGUGAACGGCGUGUACAUGUAACACAAGAGGAUUUUGAAAUGUCUGUGGCGAAGGUGAUGAAGAAGGAUACUGAUAAGAACAUGUCCCUUAAGAAGCUAUGGAAGUGAUUCAAGUUAUGUUUUAGGUGGCCUUGGUAGCUGGUUAUGUACAUAUACAUGUGGCCAGUUUAUUGGAGCAGUCCUUAAAAUCUACCUAUCUCAACUUAUGCAGGUAGCCAUUUUAAUGAAAUGUAGAGAUUUAGUGUCCAGACUUGAGACUGAUGAAAGAAUCCACCAGUAUUUUGGUUGUGAAUUCCUUCAUUUUCAUAGCAGGAAGUUUCUCACUCUGCCUCUUCUAGCAAUUGUGGUUGGGAGAGAAACCAUUCUUUGUGGGUGGCAUCUCUGAUGUUCUUUGCCAGGUUGCCCCUACCAGUCUUUGGUUUUCCAUGCACAAUUAGUUUGAUUUAAUUUUCUUACUAGACUAUGCAGACAUUCAGUCUCGCUAGCAUAUCGAUGUGAUGUGCUUCCCGAAUGAAUGAAACGCCUCACAUUGGCAUCUUUUCGGGUUGCAAA
This is a messenger RNA of Physcomitrium patens, 1831 nucleotides long. Its product is annotated as 26S proteasome regulatory subunit 8 homolog A. NCBI's taxonomy places the organism in Eukaryota, Viridiplantae, Streptophyta, Bryopsida, Funariales, Funariaceae. The record is from RefSeq and is a predicted model, not a curated record. Gene Ontology annotation, molecular function: ATP binding; ATP hydrolysis activity.